AUGGCGUCCAGAAGACUGUCGAAGUCUUUUUCGGCAGCCGUCAAGUCCCACAAUGCUUUUUCGAGACCCUCUCUCCGUUCUCGCUCUUUCUCUGACGUGCGUGCCUUUCCCAACUCCUUUCUUUUCGGGCCAAAUUCCAACGUCGGAGUUUCCCGAAACGGCAUAACUUCAGUCACUCAAACCGGUGCUUGUGGCAAACUGUUACCUCUUUCCUUCCAAUUCCUUUCUCCGCGCUGCUUCUCCUAUGAGGCUGAUAGUGAUAGACAUGGGUAUCAUACGACGGAUGCUUUGGAAACACUUAGAGUAUAUGGAAAGGAUUUAACUGACAUGGCUAGACAAGGAAAACUCGAUCCUGUCAUAAGACGGAAUGAUGAAAUCCGACGCUGCAUUGGGAUAUUAUGCAGGAGAACUAAAUGCAAUCCUGUUAUCGUUGGUGAACCUGGUGUAGGUAAAACUGCUAUUGCAGAAGGGUUGGCGCGGCGAAUUAUACGUGGGGAUGUCCCUAGACAUCUCUUGAAUCGGAAGUUGAUAUCUCUCGACGUGGGUUCGUUGCUUGCUGGUGCCAUCUAUCCGGGACAACUUGAGGAAAGAAUAGAAGCAGUAAUGAAGGAAGUAGCUGCUUCUAAUGGGAAAAUAAUCUUGUUCAUAGAUGAAAUUCAUUCUCUUACUCGAGCAGCGACUAAUCGUGGAGACAUGUUGAAAACAAUGCUUGGACGAGGUGAUCUGCGAUGCAUCGGUGCAACUACGCUGACCGAAUACCGCAAGUACAUAGAGAAGGAUACAGCUCUGGAACGUAGGUUUCAGAAAGUGUUAUGUGAUCAACCAUCUGUUCAAAAUACCAUCUCGAUUCUUCGUGGGCUAAGAGAGCGGUAUGAGUUACACCAUGGUGUAAAGAUAUCAGAUGGUUCCCUUGUUUCAGCAGCGGUUCUGUCAGACCGCUACAUCACUGAACGUUUUCUACCAGACAAAGCUAUUGAUCUUGUUGACGAAGCUGCUGCAAAUAUGAAGAUGAAGAACACUUCUAAACCCACAGAACUAGAUGAAACUGAAACAGACGUGAUCACACUUGAGAUGGAAAAACGUUCUUUGAUAAAGGAAACUGACGAAGCUGCUAAAGAACGGCUACAAAAGAUUGAGAAUGAUUUGACCACGCUCAAGGAUAAACAGAGAGAGUUCACUGAGAAGUGGGAGAAAGAAAAAUUCCUCGUAAACAAAAUACGUUCAUUUAAAGAAGAGAUCGAUAGAUGGAAUCAAUCUAAAACACUUGUGUCCGGUAAACAUGCUUUUUGUAUCUCCCUCCGUCGGCAGCUAGAAGAAGCGAAGAAAGAUCUCACGAAUUUCCGAGCGUCUGGAGAGUCACUAUUCCGAGAAGAGUUAACCCAUCUUGACAUAGCAGAGGUAGUAAGCAAGUGGACAGGUAUUCCACUAUCGAACCUUCAGAAAUCAGAGAGAGAAAAGCUGGUCAUGUUGGAUCAAGUGCUCCAUGAGAGAGUUGUUGGUCAAGACAUGGCUGUAGAGUCAGUAGCCGAUGCUAUCCGUUACUCAAAGGCCGGUCUUUCUGAUCCCAACCGCCCAAUAGCCAGUUUUAUGUUCAUGGGUCCAACAGGGGUUGGUAAAACCGAGCUUGCCAAGGCUCUUGCUGGAUACCUUUUCGACACGGAAAACGCAAUAGUGAGGAUAGAUAUGAGUGAGUACAUGGAAAGAUCAUCAGUCUUACGGCUCGUUGGCGCACCUCCUAGCUAUAUCGGUUAUGAAGAAGGUGGGCAAUUAACUGAAGCUGUUCGCAGGAGACCUUAUUCGGUGGUUCUCUUUGAUGAGAUCGAGAAAGCCCACCCUGAUGUAUUCAAUGUCUUGCUCCAGCUACUAGACGAUGGAAGAAUAACUGAUUCUCAUGGGAGGACAGUAAAUUUCAAAAACUGCUUUAUAAUAAUGACCUCUAAUAUAGGAUCUCAACACAUACUUGAGACUAUAAGCAACAAUGAAGAUAGCAAAAGCAAGGAAGCGGUUUAUGAAAUGUUGAAGCAACAAGUUUUGGAGUUGGCAAGAAAAACUUUCAGGCCAGAGUUCAUGAAUAGAAUUGACGAAUACAUUGUUUUCCAGCCUUUGGAUCCAACAGAAAUAUCGAAAAUCGUGGAGUUUCAGAUGAGACGAGUGAAGAAUAGGUUGGAACAGAAGAAAAUAAAACUUGAGUACACCAAAGAAGCGGUGAAUCUCAUUGCUCAGCUAGGGUUUGACCCCAAAAAUGGUGCAAGACCGGUGAAGCGAAUGAUUGAGAAUAUUGUGAAGAAAGAUAUCACUUUAAAAGUUCUGAAAGGGGACUUUGGAGAGGAAGACACUAUUCUUCUCGAUGUUGACCAGCCAAACAACAAAUUGAUCAUCAAGAAGCUCGAGAAUAAUGCUCUCAUUGAAGAAGAAAGGGCAGCUUGA
Messenger RNA from Microthlaspi erraticum, 2427 nucleotides. NCBI's taxonomy places the organism in Eukaryota, Viridiplantae, Streptophyta, Magnoliopsida, Brassicales, Brassicaceae. The record is from the annotation of a GenBank genome assembly.